This is a messenger RNA of Stylophora pistillata, 2911 nucleotides long. RefSeq names its product telomere length regulation protein TEL2 homolog. Gene Ontology annotation, molecular function: Hsp90 protein binding; telomeric repeat DNA binding. NCBI's taxonomy places the organism in Eukaryota, Metazoa, Cnidaria, Anthozoa, Scleractinia, Pocilloporidae. The record is from RefSeq and is a predicted model, not a curated record. Gene Ontology annotation, cellular component: cytosol. Gene Ontology annotation, biological process: 'de novo' cotranslational protein folding.
GAAAAUCACAUUUUCCUUGACAGAGCUAACUGAAAACGAUGGAGCAGCAUUUAGAUCGAGAUCUGGCAAGUGAGGUUCGUCGAUUUGUCCGCGAACGUCAAAAUAAGCUGGCUAAUGCCUCUAACUCGGGCGAAGUGAUUGAAACAUUGAAUGAUGUGGUUGAACUAUUUCUCCGGGGAACUCUGCUUCCCUUCCAAGUUUCUCUCGACAAACGUCCUGUACUGAAGGGCGAAUUCGUAUCCAAUCACUUUGUGAGGUUCUCUGAAUUUAUUCUAUCUUCUAAAGUAAUUGAAUUCUAUAGUAACCUCAAUGAACAGCAGAGAAAAGAUGGUUUUGAAGUGUUUUUCCUUCGUGGUCCAUCGCACGAUUGUCUUCUUGUUCUGGGAGAUGUACUCUCUAAACCAGCGACCAAUUUGAAAAACGCCAAGGUGAUAGUAUCCUUGCUCGAAAAGUUCUUUGGUGAAGAAAGAUUGGUUGAUAUACUUGUGGAACAAUGUCGUUUAUCCAGGCCUUCCAAAAAUGGUUCACUUAACUCCAGUGUAACAGGAUUUGAAAGCAAACUUUGGGGACAGCUUGUGACUUUGAUAGUUUCUCUCCCUCAGAGAGUGGCGAACAAACUCAGAUUUAAAUGUAGCCCUCAGUUCUACCCAGAGUCUUAUUUCAACCUUGUUUCAUGUGAAAUUAUCAAAGCAUUGGAGAAGUUACAUGACAACCUAACAAUGUCACAGGAUUGCUCCUUCAAGUUCCUUGAAGAAUUGAUUGGUCGGAUUUGCUUGGUCGGGCAAGCAGAGAGAAUGUUUGCCAUACUGUUACCAGCAUUGGAAAAGUGGCUGAAGAAGAGUCCACUUUGGAAUAGAAUCUGUGCACGACUGGUUACAGGGAUACCAGAUGGUUGCAUGGAACAUGUUACAGAAGGCCUGCUUAAGAUGGCAGAUGACCCGUCCCUAAUUUCUAAGCUUUUUGGUGAUUCAGUGCUCACCAAUACUAAGCUUAAAUAUUUGCUGACAUCUAAGUUUCUUCUAAUGAGAAGCUAUACCAAUAUGAAUGUGCUUUACAAUAUCAUGGGAUAUUUAUCUGGAUAUAAGCACAGGCAUUUGCUAGUGGAAACAUUGCACACUCUUUUUGACAUCUGGGGUGAUAGAAGUGCAAUAAAGCACACAACAUAUGACCAGCAUUUUUACAUUACUUGUGCAACUGUUCUCUCAUUUGGUCAUUUGAACAUUGAAGAAAGGAAAUCUGAAAAGCAUGUACUGCUCAACAAGUUGCUAGUUGGUGUGCAGAGUCAUUUAGAGAGCCCUUUGGAAAAGGUACAACGUCUUGGCAUGGUAGUUGCAGAAUGUCUUACAUGUUCCCUUGAACCCAAUGGAGAGAAACUUGUCUUUGGAUAUAUGGAAGAUAGUGAUACUAAACAAUUGAAAUCACUGGCUAAAGGUCCACAAGAGAGGAUGAAUUUGAGAAGUGUAGGAAAGAGAAAUGAGCCUGAUGUUGAAAUAAAAGGCAAGGAUAAACUGGUAACUGAAGAAAGUUCCUCCAUGAAAGUCUCUGCUGAGAAAAACUCUCCUCAGAUUUGUGAAGGUGAUGAUGAUUUGGUGCCAUAUGAUCUUGGGGAAGAAGAUGACAGUGAUUUGAAAUCCAAGGCUCCAAAGUAUUUGCGAGAUUGUAUUGAAGGCCUUUUAGCAUCAGAAGACUCAUCAAAGAUGGAAGCAUCAUUGAAAAAUGUGGAGAAACUUGUUGGUGCUGAAAUGGAUGACUUGGAUGAUGUCUGUGAAGAAUUGGUGAAAGUUCUACUUCAUCUUCAGGACCAAUUUUCGACUGAUAUGUUUGGUGAAUUGCGUCACAGUGCAAUUGUUGCUGUACUUAUUAGGUGUCCUGAACAGAUUGCUUGUUACUUGACAGAAGAAUUUUUUGCUCCAAAUUAUCAUUUACAGCAGAGAAUGGACAUAUUAAGUGUUCUUGCCGAUGCAGCACAGCAGCUGUCAACACCAGUGGAAAUAACUAAAACAAAAGAAGUACCAAGAAGGUUUCCACUCCCACAAGCAGAAUCUAAUAAAUGUUUGCAAGCCAUACCAGAGUGGCAGAAGAUUGUGCAAGAGAGAAUUGAUGGUAAAACAAAGAGGUUUACCAAGGGGCCAUCCCACCCUCAACCCAAACCUGUGGCUAACAAGUUUGCUAGUGUAGCUGGAUAUUUCUUUUUUCCAUUAAUGAAGAACUUUGACAGCAAAGUGAACACAUUAGAUCUUCUGGGUGAAGACACACUUGUCUUGGGCAGGCUUGUGUACACUCUCGGAAUAAUCAUGUACUCUGCUAGAGAAACUCCCACAGCCAGGAAUAUGGGCAAGGCUCUGUUGGAAUUCACUUGGGCUCUGAAGUAUCAUUCUGAAUCAUUUGUGCGUCAGGCACUGAUCUUUGCACAGGCCAUGGUUGCAGUUUCUGUUCCUUCUUCUAUUCUUAUGAAUGAUGCCCCGGGGGAACUCUCUGAGCUUCAUGAUUGGUUGAAGACAAUAGUCCAAAAUGAUACUGAUGCUGACAGUGUGAGGGCAGCUUUUCAGACUCUUGUUUUGUUGGAAGAAAUUUUUAAAAAUCAAGUUGUUGUACAUGUUUGAUCAUUGCUGCAUGUUCAAUUUUUUCUAGCUAAAGCUUCAUUAGUGUUCUUGCUGACUGAAGCACAGAGCUGUGCCUUUUUGACAUUUUAAGCAAUGAGCAAGGCACUUCCUUGUUCUGGAUGGGUUAUUUUUAUAUACUCAUCUUUAUUUUGAAGUUCAAAAUAACCAUUGUUGUUCAUUGUUAAUUGUAACAUCUACUGCUUUUUACUAGAGUGGUUAUUGUUGGAAAGUCUGAUUGUUUUAGACUGUUUCAAUAGAAAUGAUAGGAAAAUUGAUAUUAAAAGAUCAAGGAUGCUUUGUUUUGAGAA